This is a messenger RNA of Amoebophrya sp. A25, 1832 nucleotides long. NCBI's taxonomy places the organism in Eukaryota, Dinophyceae, Syndiniales, Amoebophryaceae. The record is from the annotation of a GenBank genome assembly.
CUGUAAUGAACGAAUUCUAGACGGACACACCAAGAAUCAGCAUUGAUCCGCCACUACUAAAAUUUAUCAAAACAAAAUCCACUAAGCUACCACUUAUGUGAUCUGCGAUGUUUCAUUUUCAAAAAAGGCCCAGCGUGAGAGUCUGCAAGUGGAUGACAUAGACAUGCUAGUAGCUGAAUAAUAAAUAUGGCGCGUGUCGCUGUCUAAGUCUAUCCCGAGCUCGAUGGACGUGCUUCGACUAGAAAGCAACUCGUUUGUUCUCUCCGAAUGCAGUGCUAACUGACAAAGAGAAUGGUCCCUGUGUACGAGCACGCGCGGAAGGCGUGACUAUUGACGCGUCGCGCGAACGGCAUAAGAAAAGCUCCGUCUUGCAGCUAAGUGCAAGAAUGAAUGCACUUGCGGGCAAAUUACUGUACGUGCGAAGCCCGACUCUGGUAAAUUGCCUCGCCGCGGCUGGAUGCGACAACUUUAUGAAAAUGCUAAAUCUAAGGGUCGCAUACUUUUUGUUUGAGGAUAACAAAGCAAAUUAUGGUGAAGUUUCUACUCCAGUAUCAUCUAAGUUGAAGCAUCUAGUCAAAUUAUCUUGAAGCUUCGCGCCUCUCUAUUAUCUAUCUUCAGUGUUCUAGCUUAAGCAAAUCCUGCUCCUAACUAACGCGCCUCCUUGUGGAAGAGGAUCGCCGACCACUCUAACGAUUAUUUCUUGGGCGUAAGACUACGGCGGUUUGCAUCUGCAUCUCGCUGGUCAUCCAUGAUUUCCGAGGAGGAGACUCGUCGAUGCAACUAGAAAAAGCCGGCUGCUGCGGGAGUUCAGCGCGUGGAGCUGCGUUCUGCAGCUGCGUCUCUCACUUAUGUUAAGAGUUUUUCCUUUGAACAAAGACCAUCGACAUGACUACAGUUUUAAAAUGUUGGGCCUUACAUUUACAUCGAGGCUGGUUUGUUCGCUGACUUGCUAGGGCUAAGUAAAGAUCCAUCCUGGGCUUCUCGGAAGUAAUCGAUCCUGAACCUGGAGCGUCUCGUCUCCGUAUAUAUAUUUGAGACAGUUGAGGACGUUUGAGGAGCUGCCAGCAUUACUUGACCGUGAUAAUUUUCAUAAUACAACACGCAGUCCAGAACCAAUGUUGACAUACAGCUGCUACAAAGAGCAGCUUCCUCUGUAACUCCGUGUCUAAUCUCUUGCAAGUAAUCGACGCACCGACGUGCCGGACCGCUACAGAAGUCUGCCAAUUCUGGAAAUAUAGCUUAUGGCAUGGCAUGUGUGGAGAGAAGAAGUCGGCAAUUCAUAUUCUAGCAGUACAUCUCUUGAGAUUUCGAGUAGCGCUUAUGUACUAUUUUGCAUUCAAGGGCACGCUGUGUUUACUAUACCAGCCUCGCCCACUUUUCACUAACAUCUCGAUAGGAGCGGCGGCUGCGCCUACGUCGUCACUCCAUUACGCGCAAAGAACAAGCUUGGGCUUAUUUAUUUGCAUCUAGUGGCGUGAGGAAAGCAGCUGCACCUGCAUCGGAAUGAAUUGAAAGACUGUCGCCGGCAUGAAGCUUCGGUGAGAUUCUGAGAGGAGCUUCUCUUUUGGCCUGCGCUUAUUCAAAUCGAACUUCGCUGGCUACAACAAGGCGCCCGCCUCCAGGAGAGCGCUGCGCACAGUGGGCUUGCCGAUCCUGCAAUGGUGUUGGCGGGAAAAGCGCCGCCUUCCAUGCUUCUGGGAAGUGAAGAAUUUGAACGAACUACGCACUGUGAUCAACCUAGAAUUGCUGGGCUUGAAGGUGAUCCAGAUGCCGUCUAAUCAAUCUGGUUCAAUAUGUUACACGGAACACUUUUCGAAGAGCCUCUACAACAA